AUGGACACGGUUAACAGUUUAACACUACGAGUGAUGAAGGUGGCAAACACUGCACGCACCGACUUAAAAAACGUAAUGGUCAACGGGCAACAGUACAAUUACAAUACACGUCGCAAUGGCCAAUGGGCAACAGUACAAACUACGAAAUGUAGACGAUAUACUCGUAAACGUCGUAAAGACGCAGACGCAAACGAAUACGACACAGCCACACAGGUCAGUACACUCAGUAGUCGCAAACACGAAAGAUCAAAGAAUUAA
Messenger RNA from Macrosiphum euphorbiae (potato aphid), 258 nucleotides. The record is from the annotation of a GenBank genome assembly. Lineage: Eukaryota; Metazoa; Arthropoda; Insecta; Hemiptera; Aphididae.